CCACGCCAGCAUCGGCGCCUCCGAGGAGGAGGAGGAAGAGGAGGAGGACCCGUCGAUGCACUCACGGUCCCCGACGCAGGACAAAAACCACCUCCAACUCCACUUCAAUGUAAAACCCCCCAGCAAAAAAAAAAAAAUAAUAAUAACAAAACAAAACAAAAAUAACAAAAACACAAAACAAAAAAGGCUGCGCGCGUGUGUGUUUUUGUUUGAUUUCUUUGUUGUUGUUGUCAUUAUAACGGAAUAACGCCACACAGGAGAGCUCCCAGUCGGUAAGUGUUAUGAGGCGAGCAUGAGCAGCGCAGAAGGCAGCGGGAGCAAAGGCUCGACGGGGCCCAUUUGCAGCUUCACCAUCCAGUCCAUCCUGGGCACGCCGUCAGAGGCGCCCCCGACUCCCGCUCCGCACCCGCAUCCGCCGCCGCCAACGCCGUCGUCGCGCUCCGGGGCUAAGGAGCUCGCCAAGGGACUAGUGCAGGCGGCGCGGAGGAGGACGCUGUCCGUGUCCUCCGAGGAGGAGUGCAGCGGCGGCGAGGACUCGGCGGACUGCUUCUGCUCCGAGCCGGUCCACGGACGAGCGUGCGGCCAGAACCGGCAACACAACGCGUUCUCGUGUCUAGGUUCCGCCAAGGGGCUGCUGUCCGGCAAGGAGGGUCUGGCGAGGCGGCCGCCCCUCCUGCACGACUACAACAAGGAGGACGAGCAGGAGCGCGCCCUGCUGUCGCCCCUGUCCGAGGAGAGGCAGUCGGACGGGGCCGACAAGCACCCGCAGGGCUCCUCGGCCAAGAAGAAGACCCGCACCGUGUUCUCCCGCAGCCAGGUGUACCAGCUGGAGUCCACGUUCGACAUGAAACGCUACCUGAGCAGCUCGGAGCGCGCCUGCCUGGCGUCCAGCCUGCAGCUGACCGAGACGCAGGUCAAGACGUGGUUUCAGAACCGCAGGAACAAAUGGAAGCGGCAGCUCUCGGCCGAGCUGGAGGCGGCCAACAUGGCGCACGCCUCGGCGCAGACACUCGUGGGUAUGCCGCUGGUUUUCCGGGAGAACUCCUUGCUGCGUGUCCCGGUGCCCCGCUCCAUCGCCUUCCCCACGCCGCUGUACUACCCCGGGAGCAACCUGCCGGCUCUGCCUUUAUACAACCUGUACAAUAAGGUCGACUACUGAUAACGGGCGCACACAUCCUAAAGCCCCGCAGGGGUGUCCAAACUUUUUUUUUUUUUUUUGCCUCCGAGGGCCACUUUAACAUUUUUGACCUUAUUUAUUAAACACGUUAAAAACUAUUCAACAAGUAGUUAUACACUGGAUUGUUUAUAUUUUAUAGAAAUUUCUAAAAAAAACAAUGUCACAGCUUUCCGUUCCACCUUUGUACCUUCUCAAACUAAACAUUAAAAAAAGAAGAUAAAAAUCUCGUGUAUUUCAACCUACCAUGCAACUUCCACCUACCACUAGCUAGCUUAGUGCUAACGUACAACACCGAACUCCAUAGAUGGGGUAACAAUUAGCAUCAAUACUUGUGGCGUUAUCACCCUUGAAAUAAAAGAUAUUUGUACACAAAUGGUCAGGUAGUAAGUAGAUUGGAAAUAUAACAAUACUCACAGACAUUUUCUUUAUCCUCUGAGAAAAAAAUAAUAUUACUGCAGUUUCUAGUCACAUACAUUAUUUGUGUCUGUCUUCAUGACACUUACACUGCCCCCAAGUGUCCA
Messenger RNA from Syngnathoides biaculeatus (alligator pipefish), 1698 nucleotides. RefSeq names its product H6 family homeobox 2 (gene hmx2). Gene Ontology annotation, biological process: regulation of transcription by RNA polymerase II. The record is from RefSeq and is a predicted model, not a curated record. The transcript is spliced from 2 exons. Lineage: Eukaryota; Metazoa; Chordata; Actinopteri; Syngnathiformes; Syngnathidae. Gene Ontology annotation, cellular component: nucleus. Bases 293 to 1159 code for a protein of 288 amino acids. Gene Ontology annotation, molecular function: RNA polymerase II transcription regulatory region sequence-specific DNA binding; DNA-binding transcription factor activity, RNA polymerase II-specific.